Messenger RNA from Talaromyces marneffei, 375 nucleotides. RefSeq lists its product as uncharacterized. NCBI's taxonomy places the organism in Eukaryota, Fungi, Ascomycota, Eurotiomycetes, Eurotiales, Trichocomaceae. Bases 1 to 375 code for a protein of 124 amino acids. The transcript is spliced from 4 exons. Gene Ontology annotation, cellular component: mitochondrial inner membrane. The record is from RefSeq and is a predicted model, not a curated record. Gene Ontology annotation, biological process: pyruvate import into mitochondria.
AUGGCCGCCGCUAUCAAAGCCAUAAAUGCGAAGAUUCGCUCCAACAAAGUUUUGGAUUAUGUCUGCUCCACACAUUUCUGGGGCCCUGCCUCGAAUUUUGGUAUCCCAAUCGCCGCUGUGAUGGACAUUCAGAAAGACCCUGAAAUCAUUUCCGGCCCCAUGACCGGCGCCCUCGUCGUCUACUCCGCAACAUUCAUGCGCUACUCUCUCGCCGUCUCGCCCAAGAACUACCUUCUCUUUGCCUGCCAUGCGAUCAAUUUCACUUCUCAGUCUAUACAGGGUUAUCGGUACUUGAAUUAUUGGAACUGGGGAGGUCGUGAAAAGGCUCUUGCUGAGAAGGGUGUGCAAGAAGGGGCGGUUGCUGGUACUCAAUAA